ACUUGUGUAAGCUUUUAAUCAAAGCAUAAUAGGCCACGUUUCACAAAAUGGAUGAAUUCGCUGGGAAAUUUCAAAUCCCUUCAACCGUUUGAAUUCGCAGCAACGAAAAGGAAAUUUUCUCGAAAAAAAAUUAACGUAGAGAAUCGAGUUACGAUGAAAUCGUAUAGUAGUAGAUGGUUAUGCUUGAUAGUUUUAUUGAUUUCAGUUCAAUCACAAGUUUCUUUGGGAUCUCAGGGGACGGAUGAAGCAUACGUAACUCUAUUGUACGGAGAUGAAUUCUUACUGGGCGUUCGAGUUCUCGGGAAAUCGAUACGUGACACGGGAUCCAAGAAAGACCUGGUUGUUUUGGUCUCAGACGGUGUCUCUGAUUAUGCAAAUCACCUUCUCCAGGCUGACGGGUGGAUAGUUGAGAAGAUUAGUUUGCUGGCAAAUCCUAAUCAAGUUCGUCCAAAGAGAUUUUGGGGUGUCUAUACGAAGCUCAAAAUAUUUAACAUGACUAACUACAAGAAAGUUGUUUAUCUUGAUGCCGACACCAUUGUGGUUAAAAAUAUAGAAGAUCUUUUCAAAUGUGGAAAAUUCUGUGCUAAUUUAAAGCAUUCUGAGAGGUUGAAUUCGGGAGUCAUGGUGGUGAUGCCAUCUGCUACCGUUUUUAAUGACAUGAUGAGCAAAGUAAACACUCUGCCAUCUUACACCGGAGGGGAUCAGGGGUUUCUCAAUUCAUAUUACCCUGGAUUUCCCAAUGCACAUAUUUUUGAGCCAAAUUUGGCCCCAGAAAUUUUGGAUACUAGACCAGUUCCUGAAAUGGAGCGACUUUCCACACUUUAUAAUGCAGAUGUUGGUCUUUACAUGCUGGCUAACAAGUGGAUGGUAGAUGAGAAUGAACUCCAUGUGAUUCAUUACACACUAGGUCCUCUUAAGCCUUGGGACUGGUGGACAUCUUGGCUUGUGAAACCAGUUGAUGUCUGGCAGAAUGCAAGAGAAAAGCUGGAGGAAUCCCUUCCUGGAACUGGAGGGGGAAGAAAUCCUAAAGACAAUUUUCUUGUGAAGUUUCUUUUUCUGCUACCAUUUUGUGCUGUACUCUUCUGCUGCUAUCGUUCAAUUUUGAAGAAUCAGGGGUACUGUGGUUCCUGUUGUAGAAACUCACUCUGUGAUCAUGUCAGACACUUUUGUUAUAGGAUUAAAUCAGGGGGCCCACUUGCAUAUACUACCAUUUCUACUUCAACUAUCAAUUCCCCUCACCAGAUCUUAAAUGGUGCUCAAUACAAGGUGCCUGCAUAUUUGGGCGGCACUUCUGUCUGCAUCUGUUUUACGGCUGCAGUGGUGUCUCUUGGAUUAUCUCUCUUGAUUGUACCUCGACAAGUAACUCCAUGGACUGGUUUGCUUUUGAUGUAUGAAUGGACAUUCACAAUCUUCUUUAUAUUAUUUGGAGGUUAUAUCAAAUUGAUUUAUCACUGGGGAAAGAGCAUGGCAUCACAAACAACUUCCUCUUUGUCUCAUCCUGAAUCUUCUGAUGAGGAAUCUGGAAAACUUCAUCAGCGUCAGAUGUCAUCAUGUGAUGUUGCUACAUGGUUCUAUGGAUUAGGCAUGGCCUUCUUGGCCAUUGCUGCUCCAUCUUUGCCUUUUCUGUUUGGGAUCACCGCUUUGUUUUUACGGUUAGGUUUGAUGGUUGUUGGGGGCAUAAUAUUAGCAUCUUUCGUGACAUACGCCUCUGAACAUCUUGCUAUCAGAUCAUUUCUGAAAGGGCUGGAAGGGAGGGAGGUUGCACGAAAUGCGAGUUCUGUUGUUGAUUGAAUUCUUGGAAGUGAUGUAAACUAUGGUAGAUUAAUUUUCUAUUUAUUUUUAUUUCAUUAAAAUAUGCGUCAUUGAUCUAUAUGAUCGGGAUAAGUUGCCAGAUACCACCGUUACCUGUCAAUCUUUUAUCAUGUGUUGGACUGGUAAUGCAAAGCAUGGGAUCUGGCCGAAGAAAAUUUUAGGAAAAAAAAUAUUGAAAUUGCUUUUGAUAAAACCCAGUAACAUUUAAUUCGUCUAUCUAGCUCGUGUUGAGACUUGUGGUUAUUGUUGUAUUCAAAUAACAUGUAGCGUUGUCCUGAUGACAAAUGUAAUACUAAAAUUUUGUCCGUGAAGUAUAUUGUAUUUUUACUAGUUUCCAGU
Molecule: messenger RNA, 2151 nt
Organism: Abrus precatorius (Indian licorice)
Lineage: Eukaryota; Viridiplantae; Streptophyta; Magnoliopsida; Fabales; Fabaceae
Product: inositol phosphorylceramide glucuronosyltransferase 1-like
Exons: 10
Coding region: 52-1791 (579 amino acids)
Molecular function (GO): glycosyltransferase activity
Source: RefSeq, a predicted model, not a curated record